Delphinapterus leucas (beluga whale) is the source of this 1129-nucleotide messenger RNA. It is a transcript of the gene SNAP29, whose product is annotated as synaptosome associated protein 29. Lineage: Eukaryota; Metazoa; Chordata; Mammalia; Artiodactyla; Monodontidae. Gene Ontology annotation, molecular function: syntaxin binding; SNAP receptor activity. Gene Ontology annotation, biological process: exocytosis; synaptic vesicle priming; synaptic vesicle fusion to presynaptic active zone membrane. Gene Ontology annotation, cellular component: SNARE complex; plasma membrane. The record is from RefSeq and is a predicted model, not a curated record.
GCGGUCGUGAGCGCCGGGCGUGGCCCCCUCCCCCCGAUGCGGUGCACGAUGGUCGGCUCCGAGGCAGGGCCUCCGCAAGCUUCUGGCGGAAGGAGUUUGCGCGGCGCCGGCUACGGGCGUACGGGAGCUUCUGUAGGUUCUCUGCGAUACUGCAGCUGCCCCGUGGUGAGAGAGCGCCCCUCGCCUCGGCCGCGCCCGGCUCCUCCCGCCUGCUCCAGGCCGAGCGCUGGCGCCAUGUCGGCCUAUCCCCGAAGCUACAACCCGUUCGACGACGACGCGGAGGACGAGGGCGUCCGGCCGGCGCCGUGGACGGACAACCGCGACCUCGCGGACUGGCCCGGCGCUCCCGCCGACCGGCAGCAGGCCCUGCGGCAGGAGGUGUUGCGCCGGGCCGAGGCCACGGCCGCCAGCACCGGCAGGUCCUUGUCCCUGAUGUACGAGUCCGAGAGGAUCGGGGUCGCCUCCUCCGAGGAACUCGUGCGCCAGCGAGGGGCCUUGGAGCGCACAGAGAAGAUGGUGGACAAGAUGGAGCAGGAUCUGAAGACCAGCCAGAAGCACAUCAACAGCAUCAAGAGUGUGUUCGGAGGGCUCGUCAAUUACUUCAGAUCCAAACCCUCAGAGACCCCACCUGCGCAGAAUGGCACCCUUGCCCCCCAGCCCAGCAGCAGGUUGAAAGAAGGCAUAAGUACAAGUAAAGACCAGGAGGCACAGUACCAGGCCAGCCACCCAAACCUCAGGAAGCUCAAUGACUCAGACUCCAUCCCUGGAGGGGCCGAUUCUGCCAUGAGCUCCGAGGCUUACCCAAGGAACCCGCACCUGCGCACCUGUCACCAGAGGAUUGACAGCAACCUCGAUGAGCUGUCCGUGGGCCUGGGCCGGCUGAAGGACAUCGCCCUGGGGAUGCAGACAGAGAUUGAGGAGCAGGACGACAUUCUUGACCGCCUCACAACCAAAGUGGACAAGUUAGACGUCAACAUCAAGAGCACAGAGAGGAAAGUUCGGCAGCUUUGAAGACGGAGGCGGAUUUCCACUCCAUCGUGAUGAAAAGAUUUGAAAGGUCUUCUUUUAAACGCCCAAGAAAUUUCAGUUAUUACUUUAGAAUGUGAUUUCACAUGUGUUUGCAAAUGUU